Messenger RNA from Aedes albopictus (Asian tiger mosquito), 3333 nucleotides. It is a transcript of the gene Sec3, whose product is annotated as exocyst complex component 1. Gene Ontology annotation, cellular component: exocyst; plasma membrane. NCBI's taxonomy places the organism in Eukaryota, Metazoa, Arthropoda, Insecta, Diptera, Culicidae. The record is from RefSeq and is a predicted model, not a curated record. Gene Ontology annotation, molecular function: phosphatidylinositol-4,5-bisphosphate binding. The transcript has 3 exons. The coding region runs from base 216 to 2894 and encodes 892 amino acids. Gene Ontology annotation, biological process: exocytosis; Golgi to plasma membrane transport.
GUCAAACGAAAAGAGAGAAAAAUUAUGUCAACAAAACAUUCAAAGCGUUAUCCGCCUACAUUUUAUUUACGAUAAUUUCGUUCAUUUUACCCGUGAAAAUUAUAUUCAAAGUGCUUCUAGUGGUUUCGGAACUUUAAUCUAAAUGCUCUAGCAUCCGGUGCAAGUGCGGAUUGGUGAUUUCGUUGUCGCGCUGGUGUGAAAAACGUAGCGCAAAAAUGGCAGCCGGUAUCAAAUACAUCAUCCAGAAGGAAAUCUUCGACGCCCUGGAGGAACGGAUCCUGUCGGUGUGCAAUGUGAGCAAGCUGCUGAAGAAGAAAAAAACGUCCUAUCUGUGCGUGAUCUCGACCACGAAGCCACGGAUUGUGGUGUCGAUUUGCCAGGUGAAACAGUACGACAAGGGCGUCUGGAAGAAGAAACGGACGUGGACACUGGAGGAAGUGAAGGGGGUGGACGGCCGCAAUGAGUCACCCGAGACGCACGAAUUUGAUCUCUGUUUGGAAAAGGUUUACCGCUGGUUCGCGGCCAAUCUGCACGAGCGACAGAAUUUUAUAACCGUGUUGUGGAAGCAGCUGCAGAAACAUGUCCUGGCGGAGGAGCGACCAGUGUUUAAGAAUGUUCCGCGAGCUUGGCUCACGGAACGAUCGCCGGAAAAGGCUGUAGCCGAUGGGAAGUUUGCCACGAUGGGUGCUCGAGGAGGAGUUGAGGAGGAUGAUGAUUUGGAUGACAUGGUGGAGAGUGAGGAUUUUCAUGCCUUGACGGAAAAAGAGGAGACCAAUUUAAGCAGGUUGAUCGGAGAAUGUGACUAUGCAAUUAGCAACGCUGAGCAGUUUAUGGAACAGUUGGGGAAAAAUCUGCAAGAACUGGAUGGGGCAAAUAUUCAAAGUGUGCUGGCAUCAGAGAAGCAAGUGGAUGCCCUGAUGGAUCAAAUUGAAGCGGCCAUCACGGAGGCAGAAAAGGUAGAAAAGCGGCUGGACGAUUACGAUGAAAUCUUAUGCCACAUUCGGGAAAGCAUGGAGAAGAUGGGCGAAAAGAAUCAGAUGAUUGAAGUGGCCAACACGAACAAUGUCAAACUGCUGCAGGAACUAGAAAAGGUAGUCUUUCAGUUGGACCUUCCUCACGUGCAUCAACUGGCGCUGACGGACACGGAUCUGACGCCGAAAGGUUUGCCAGCAGCGAUUGCGGCCGGCAAGGCACUUCAGACGGCGAUGAACAGUGACAUUGAUCCGUCAUUACUAAGGCUCACAGCCGUUCAGGACCAGCGGAAGCGGUUCGAGAAAUGGAAAGCAAAGUUUUCACAAACCGUCAGUCGACAUCUGAACAAUUUGUUUAUCCACUUGGGCAAUUUGGGUGAUUCACAGAGUCCCCACUCCGGUGACUUGAAUCUUCCAAAGCACAAUUCCGUGCACAAAGAACUGUCGGCGUAUGCGGAGCUGAUGCAUUGGAUGAAGGCAAUGGACCGUAAGGCUUACGAUGCGCUGAUCAAAGUCUACACCAGUUCCCUCAGCAAGGUUUACGAUCGUGAUAUCCGGUUGUUCUUCGAGGCGGCCAAGCAUUCCAUUUCCGGACGAAGAUUUGGCUCCAGAGAAGACUUGAACAGCAGUUCCAUGAGUAACAAAUUGAAACUGGGCCAGCAGAGCAGCAAACAGCCAACGCAGCCGUACGGUAUCCUGGGAGUCAACCGGGAACUGUGGAGUGCUGGUGCCGAACCCGCUGAGCGGCAAAAAUUCGAUUCUAUUCUGGAGAAAGUUUUGGCAGAACUGGAGCCGGUGGCCCUCAGUGAGCAGCAUUUCUGUAUAGCUUUCUUCCAGUUGGAUGUGAUUAGCCCUACCGGGAAGAAUACUCAGACGACGUUGGACAUGAGCGCCGCUUUGCAGGACAAAGAGCGCGACGAGCGAGAUACGGCGGUAAUGAUUCCCCAGAAGCGAUUGGAUCGGCAAAUCAACGAAGAAGUGCGGAGAAUGAUGGGAGAGCUGUUUAGCAAUCUUGAGCAGGAGCUUAAUAGUUUCAUUUUGAGUUUUGAAAAGCUGGAUAGCUACUACUCGCUAUACGUACUCGUCCGCCUGACGCAGCACGUGAUGUCCGCUCAGGACGCUCAAUCCUUCCUCAGUAUGACGUUCGCCUCGGCUCUGAUUCAUGUCAAGCGCAAUUUCGACAAGUUCAUGAACCUCCAGCUGCAGUCAAUCCAGGAGGCUAAAGUUCCAAAGCGCUCCAAAUGUGGACUACUUCCGUAUGUGGAAAAUUUCGAGGAGUUUGCCGUGACGGCCGAGUCUAUCUUCAAGAAAACUGAGCGACGAAACGAUUUGGACAAGUGGUACCUCAAACUGGUGGAGGCGAUCUUCGAGUACAUCCCGUUGCAUGCCAUGGACCAUGCCAAGACACCUCACCAGGUGGUCAAAAUGGAAAACUACCAUCGGAUGCAUUCGCUACUGUCCCAGCUGAAGGUCGGCGUUUUGGAACAGUUAAAGAAAGAGGCGAAGGUGCGUUACAACGAUGCCCUAAAAGCGUAUGUGACGAAAUACUUCGGACGACCGUUAGAGAAGUUGAACCAAUUUUUCGAAGGGGUUCAGCAGAAAGUACAGCAGGGCGUAAAGGAAACCGAAAUCAGCUACCAAAUGGCCUACUCGAAGCAAGAGCUGCGCAAGGUGAUCUCCCAAUAUCCUGCCCGAGAAGUGAAGAAAGGCCUAGAACAACUCUACAAAAAAGUGGAGAAACAUCUCUGUGACGAAGAGAACCUGCUGCAGGUUGUGUGGCGCGCCAUGCAGGAAGAAUUCAUCGCCCAGUACAACUCGCUGGAGCUGUGGAUUCAACGAUGCUAUGCAGGGGCGAUGAUAACGCUCGACUUUACGAUUAAGGACAUUCUGGACUUUUUCUCCGAGAUUGCAAGAUCGCACUGAGUUCGAGGACUGUGAUUGGCAGAUUAUUAUUAUUUGAGGCGUAAUCUGUACUGAAUUCAUCAAUGUUUCGCGUUCUGCAAUGAAACUCAGUCGUGCCCUACGUUUAACGAUGAAAAUCUUAUUCCAAAUUUACGUAUAACUUAACCAGAUUAAGUUGACAAUUAAUUUAUGAAUGAAAAUCUUAUUUUUCUUGUUGCACCAGUCUAUUUCAGUAGGAAUUCACAAAAAGUUAUAUAUUUACACGUUCUCCUUUAGAACUUAGAGUGGAAGCCGACUCGCGUUAUAAGUAAUCGAACAAAUAACAGAACCUUCCCAGUUUAAGCCGGGGAUGGCAUAAAACUAUAUCAAUUAUGUCGCUUAUUAAUACAUAACUAUUACGGACAAACUGUUGUAUAGAAGAGUUAAAUAAAAAGUGCUCUUGAUGCAUAUUCCACAAAAA